Daphnia magna is the source of this 2576-nucleotide messenger RNA. Its product is annotated as alpha-1,3-mannosyl-glycoprotein 4-beta-N-acetylglucosaminyltransferase B-like. Gene Ontology annotation, biological process: protein N-linked glycosylation. The record is from RefSeq and is a predicted model, not a curated record. Gene Ontology annotation, molecular function: acetylglucosaminyltransferase activity. Lineage: Eukaryota; Metazoa; Arthropoda; Branchiopoda; Diplostraca; Daphniidae. Bases 411 to 2021 code for a protein of 536 amino acids. Gene Ontology annotation, cellular component: Golgi stack; endoplasmic reticulum-Golgi intermediate compartment; endoplasmic reticulum. The transcript has 13 exons.
AAUCGGCUCGUUCAGCAGCAGAAGAAAAUCGUCUCCAUCGUCGAAGCGCUUCGAAAACAUCGGUGGUGAAUUGCGAGCCUCAAGGGCCUUGUGUUACUAUAGCAUUCAUAAGAAUGAAAGUAGUUCGAUGAGGCAGUCUGCUUCGUGAGUAUGUCGUGAACGAAAGUCCUCAAUGGUUUGUCACUCAUAGCUGGGAAACUCAGAAGAUUUUCAAUCUAGUUGCAGUGUUAUGUACCAUGGAGUUGUGCUUUAUAACACUGUGAAAUCAUCUAGUUCUUCGUUGGUUUCCGAUUGUUCAGCCUUCAUAAAUUGAAAUGUGGUGCCGUGACAGAGGCGUGUCUAGGGUGGCUACCCUGUAAAUUUGAGUCAACGUGAUCAUUUCGUCCGUCUCAUAGCCACUUCUACGCGAAAUGUUAAGAGGUGGCCGAAUUUUUCGUAAAAAAUUGACUCUCAUUUUGUUAGCCGUCUUUUGUGUCCCCUUCACCGUCAUUCUUCUGCAUCGAGACGACAAUGAAGCUCGUUUGGAGGAUGAGCUUACCUCGGAAAUUGCUCAACUUAUUCGGCAACGUGUCGCGCAGGUCGAAAUGAUCAACCAGCCCCGGCGCAGGGAUUUGGCUCUAUUGACUCAAUACGUCAAUCGAUCUCUACCAUGGAAUAAUACUAAUGGGGACGAAUUCCCCGAGCACUCACGUCUGCUGUUGGAUCCGGAACGCAGCCAAAAUUUGCGUCUCCCAAACAUUUUUUCAUUUUUGCCUUACCUUCUUAACAACCCGCUCAGCACUGUGCCAGCUUUUGUUGCCGGUCAGGGCAAGAUUAAUGCGUCGAUUGUGCUCGGUGUCCCGACGGUUAAACGCGAAUCACAGUCGUACUUACUACCGACGUUGGCUAGUUUGAUUGCAUCCAUGAACGAAGAAGAGAAGAAUGAUACUCUGAUCAUCGUUUUUAUAGCAGAGACGGACAUUGAGUACGUCACGGUGAUAGCAGAGAAGAUUAAGAAGCAGUUUGGAGAUGCACUGCAGAGUGGACUUUUAGAAAUCAUAUCGCCGCCAUCUUCCUUCUAUCCAGAUUUGAACGAGCUGCGGGUCACGUUAAAUGAUCCUGUUGAGCGGGUCAAAUGGCGGACGAAGCAAAAUCUCGAUUACGCUUUCUUAAUGAUGUAUGCGCAAUCGCGGGGGAUGUAUUAUGUCCAGUUAGAAGACGAUAUACUCACAACAUCCGGCUAUGUUACUAAAAUGAAAAAUUUUGCCCUUAAAAAAGAGGCCAUGAACCUCGACUGGUUCCUUUUGGACUUUUGCCAAUUGGGAUUCAUUGGGAAAAUGUUCAAGAGCACGGAUUUAGCCUACAUUAUCCAGUUUGCCAUAAUGUUCCAUAACGACAAGCCUGUUGAUUGGCUACUGGAUCCUAUCAUUGAAACCCGAUACUGUCCUCACGAUACGAAGAAAUGCAAUCAGAUCAAGCUCCUAAAGUGGAUACACUUUAAACCGUCGCUAUUUCAACAUGUGGGCACAACUUCAUCACUCAAGGGCAAAGUGCAAAAACUUAAGGAUAAGAAUUUCGGCAAAUUGGCACUGUUCACGCCGCACAAAAAUCCACCGGCCAAAGUGACCUCGCCCAUCAAAGCGUACGAGCAAUUUACAAUCCAACGAGCUUAUCAAGGCGAUUCUUUUUUUUGGGGUCUCAUGCCUCAAGCUGGCGACGAUAUUGUCUUCGAAUUUCACACACCAGUUGCGCUUCAUGGAUACCGCCUGCGAAGUGGCAACCAUGAGAACCCGUCGGAUUUGUUGUACAACACGACGGUUGAAAUACGGCCGGUCGAUUUUGAACGAGUAAAAGAAUCCCUAAAAAUAUCAUCCAGUGAAAAAUUUAUUGGCGUCGGCGAGUUCAACGACCUCGGUAUAGCAGAGGGUAAGAUCGACGCCAGUCUGUUCGGACCAAUCGGUGCUGUUCGUCUGGUUAUUAAGAGUGCCAGUAAAAAUUGGGUCAUCAUUUCCGAGAUUAUGUUUGACACUGGAGGUGGGUAGUAGAUGGUGGAAGGAUAGGAUAAAACAACGAUAAAAGUAAAUACCAAAACCUUUCAGUGCCAUUCUCCAACAAUGAGCCAAAAUCAGCUGAACGAGAAAAAUGAAACAAACCUUUUAGAGCCCACGUUUGAAAAUGGAUGUGAGAGUUAAGAAUUUAUCUCUUUUUUUUUUGUCUUUCUGGUUUUGCUGAAUACUAUUUACAUGAAAUAACUUCACAUGGCCGACAAUCCUAUACUGUACUUAUAAGAAACGAAUAUGUUCUUUUUUGCUUGCGCCAUCAGUAAAUGUCAUCCCGUGAGGAGGGACAAAUUGGUCACUCGUGUUAAUAAGACGUGAUUGGUGACAGAAUCAUUAAUACGCGGUCGACUCAUGUGAUUUCCAUGUACUGUAUGUAAAAUUUAAAACCAGGCGUACGCUAAUUAAUUUUUAUGUACAUUAUUUGUUGCUCUUGUAAUUUGUUGUUUGUUGUACGGUGCUAUUGGUUCUGAUGUUGGUCUGAAAAUAGUAACUCGUCUGUAAUGUACAAUAAACACGAGUGUUUUUUGUUUUUUUGAA